Molecule: messenger RNA, 1974 nt
Organism: Trypanosoma brucei brucei TREU927
Lineage: Eukaryota; Euglenozoa; Kinetoplastea; Trypanosomatida; Trypanosomatidae
Product: ATPase, putative
Exons: 1
Coding region: 1-1974 (657 amino acids)
Molecular function (GO): ATP hydrolysis activity; ATP binding
Source: RefSeq, a predicted model, not a curated record
AUGAUUAGGGUGCCCUCCCGCUGGCCAUGCUCGUCAUCACCCGUCGCCCUUGUGCAAGUUAAUGACGACUUCGUGGCAAUAUGUGGCGUGGUUUCAUCAGAUGAAGAAUUAGCAUCGUGGGAGCUGGACUGUAGCAUAACAUUAAAUCGUCAGGUAGCCGAGAGGGUCACUGCACAGGAUUUCUCACCUGCGGGGACUCAUGAGGUAUGCUUCAUCGGUCCUUCAAAGCAAACUAAAAGACGAUUUGUGGAGGUUCCCGUCCAUCCAGGUGGCGGGGGUGACACUCUUCGAGUAUUGACGCCACUUAGCACGUAUGAGGCCAAAACAGUUUUGCUUGAGGGCCCUCGAGUAAGUACACCUGGUUUUAUGGAACGACUUUUUGCCUCGCUAGUUGGACGGUACGUAGUCGUUGAUUGUGACGUCAUGACACAAGAAGGAUUACAGUUUCGCGUAAAAGACGCUGAGCUGAAGAGAGGGUAUCGUGGCCUGGCGUUGGUGGGUUCAACAGCCCGUGUAAAACUGAAUCAGAGGUCUGCUAAAUAUUUUUGGCCAAGCGAUGUGCUCGUUGGAUUGGAGGAGCAGGCACAGGAGCUAAGAACAGUGAUGCAAGCCAUGCUACAGUCCCCAGGGCGUUGGCUAGGUGUUUCUCUUCAUGAUUCGUCCGGCUGCGAGGCCCUGACAGUUGUUCGCAAGUGCGUAGCUGACGCAAACGGAACGCUGGUGUGGUGGUCCCCAUCGUCUGUUUACGGUCAGGGAGGGGACUAUUGUGCAAGUCGACUCAUUGUGCUGUGUAUACCUGACAUGGAUGAGGUCUUCCCAUCUUCGGACAGUUCGUUGGCGGGUCUGACCGUGCGGCUGCUGCGAGGAAGCAUCGACAGUUUGUUGAAUAGCGGUUCUAGCGAGAAACCUGCCCUGGUGUUGGUCGGCAUCACUAAGAAUGAAAUCAUUGGAGUGGCAAACUCGCUCUUUGCCGCAAAGAUAUCGUUUGAAUUUCCUGACGUCGACAAGCGGGCUGUCCUUCUGGCACAUGUUCGCGGGGGCGAUAGGAUGGACCAUAUGAGUGAAGCGCACACGCUUGUUGGCCUUUCCCGCUCCGAAGUCCUGGACGCGGCGCGACGGCAACCCCGAUCUCGUGGCCCUCUCAAUAAAGUUUUGCGGUGGUCGGACAUUGGCGGUCUCGACGAUGUGAAGGAUCGCUUACACCGCGCUUUGAUCCUCCCUCAACUGGAGCCUGGGCUGUUUGCCCGUUUUGGUCUGACACCCCCUCGUGGGAUACUUUUGUACGGUCCACCGGGAUGCGCUAAAACGAGUUUAGUUAAAGCAUUGUGCUCGGAGGGAUGCUUCUCUUUUAUUUAUCUUGACUUCGCGGGGCUCAUCAGCGCAUAUGUUGGAGAAUCUGAACGGAUAUUGCGUGAUGCGUUUCACCGGGCAGCUCGCCAGGCACCAUGCAUUGUUUUUUUUGAUGAGGUCGAUGCUAUUGGUGGAAAGCGCGCGAUGAAUUCCCGCGACGGUGAUCAGGCACGGCUCCUUUCAACCCUCCUUACGGAGAUGGACGGGUUUUCUUCAUCUAACGGGGUAUGUUUUGUCGGUGCCACUAAUACACCACAUCAGAUUGAUGCUGCCCUGCUUCGUCCCGGUAGGUUCGACUAUCUCGUGUAUGUUCCGCUUCCGCCCCUGGGAGACCGGCGCAGGGUUCUAUCGCUUGUGCUUGGAAACACAACGGCGGAUCUCGACAAACUUGCCCGCGUCACCGAGGGCUUCAGCGGGGCUGAUCUCCCGGCGCUUGCAACGAGUGUCCUUCUGGAGUUGUUGGACGGCACCGAUGAGGGUAGCGCUUCGGAGUGCCUAAAUGACUCCGAGGCACUAACCCAACUUCUCGUCUCUCGAGCUGGGGAGUUCCACAAGACCUCAUACGAUGUUGCGGCGCUUGAGAGGUUUAACAGAGACUGCUCUUCCGACUCGGGAGCUGUAUGA